This is a messenger RNA of Anopheles funestus (African malaria mosquito), 1037 nucleotides long. It is a transcript of the gene RpL18A, whose product is annotated as 60S ribosomal protein L18a. Bases 99 to 632 code for a protein of 177 amino acids. Gene Ontology annotation, biological process: translation. The record is from RefSeq and is a predicted model, not a curated record. The transcript has 3 exons. Gene Ontology annotation, cellular component: cytosolic large ribosomal subunit; ribosome. NCBI's taxonomy places the organism in Eukaryota, Metazoa, Arthropoda, Insecta, Diptera, Culicidae. Gene Ontology annotation, molecular function: structural constituent of ribosome.
AAAUCGGUUUGACAUUUCAUCUCCAAACUGUCAACUACAGUUCAAGGUGCUGCUGUCAAAGUCCUUUUCCGUUUCCUCUUUAACGAAGCGCAGUCAAGAUGAAAGCUAAAGGAGUGCUGAAAGAAUACCAGGUGAUCGGGCGCAAGCUGCCCUCGGAGAAGGAGAAGAACCCUCCACUGUUUAAGAUGCACAUCUUCGCCCCGGACCACAUCGUGGCCAAGUCGCGCUUCUGGUACUUCCUGCGUCAGCUGCGCAAGUUCAAGAAGGCAACCGGCGAGAUCGUGUCGGUGAAGCGCAUCAUGGAAAAGACGCCGCUGAAGGUGAAGAACUUCGGCAUCUGGUUGCGUUAUGAUUCGCGUUCCGGUACGCACAACAUGUACCGCGAGUACCGUGACCUGACUGUUGGUGGUGCCGUCACGCAGUGCUACAGUGACAUGGCUUCGCGCCAUCGUGCCCGUGCUCACUCGAUCCAGAUCAUCAAGGUGGAAGCGAUCCCUGCGUCCAAGACGCGUCGUGCACACAUCAAGCAGUUCCACAACCCGAAGAUCCGAUUCCCGCUGGUGCAGCGAUACCACCACAAGCGCUACCGGAAGCUGUUCUCUUACCGCCGCCCGGUUACCUUCUUCCAGUAAGAAGCAACAUUUGGAAGAUCAUCGUCAACCCACCACGUUACCGUACUUCUGUGUAUAUGCAUCCGUCAUUAUCAUUAUCCUUGUCGUUUGAUGAUGGAAAAGUGACGGGAUAUGUUCCGGGGCCUGUGGUGGUACACUUGCUGUGCUUGCGUAGUGCUUUGUGUACAACACUGUGCAUAAUUGUACGAUUCAGUGCGUGUUUACGUGUGUGCUGUGAUGAUGCAGCGAUCCUUUGGUCAGUGUGUGCGUACGUAACAGUGGGCAAGGAUCAGCUGGACAAAUGUUUUUUUUUUAUUUGCUCCGGAAAACAUGUCAACAACUAUGCCGGGGGCAGUCCGAUGCGGAAUAAGAGAGACAGAGAAGGAGAAAGAGUGAAUAAAAGAUGAGAGGCGAAGAAAUAACGCA